GAAAAGAAAACAGAAAAUAGAGAGCCGACAUCGGAAGCAAACACAAAUAGGUGAAAAUGAAGGUAGGCGAGAAAGUGGUGCUCAUGUUAGAUGACGGCGACGGCUUCGCGGCAGCCAUCUCCGGCGGUCUCCACCCAAAUCCGAAUUCCAAAUUCAAUGUUGAAAAGGGCUGGUUCGAGUUGUCACUAGAGCAAUAUGGGCUUGUGAAUCGAAAUGCCAUUGGAGAGAUGAUCCAUUUUGUUGGUCCUGAUGGCGGUUAUGAGGUAUCCAUUGUGAUCUUGCAUAAAAAUGAGCCUCCAAUCUUAGCCUGUGCUCUGAAUGAACUCCUGUCAGAAUUAUCCAGAAAUGCUUUGUCUAAGAUGCCAUCAUUGAUAAUUCCAUUCAUCCUUCCCGAAUACAAGUUAAAACAAGAAAAUAAAAUAGAAAGUGAAAUGGUAUCUGUAUAUGGCAUCAAAUUUGGUCCAACAACUGAUUUAACUGAGGCAUUGAGCUCUAGGUUGCAGAAAGCCCCACCAUAUAUGCAGAUAUAUCAUGAGGGUUUAGCAGAGUUACUUCAUUUGGCAAACAUUGUGAAGCUUCCCACGGUUGUGCUGGUUGGCGUAAUUAAUCAACAUCGAUCUAACAAAACCGCCAGAGAGGAAAUUGAGGUGACGUGUGAGAUAGGGGAUCUCUUGGCGAGCACUUUAUCUGUUAGUUUUUCCAAAGAAAAGACGUCCCAAAGUGUCACCAAGAGUUCAAGUGACAACAAAGAGGCGUGGCGUGCGCUGUAUGGAUGAUCUGGCCUAUCCUGUUGAACUUCUAGGGUUCUCCAUGUUUUACUACAAUAAGGUAAACACUACUUUUACUUUUAUUUAUGGGCACUUGCAUUACUACAUUCAUUCUAGAGAAUGAAACCUCAACUCACUUACAUGCUUUACAUUUUUUAGUCUUUUUGGAAGACGAAUAUUAGCAUCGCUUCUAAUUUUGUGCUUCGUUAUGACUACAAAUUUGGAUGUCAAAGGAAAUUGCUUACGGAUUUUUUGCUAA
Molecule: messenger RNA, 1026 nt
Organism: Andrographis paniculata
Lineage: Eukaryota; Viridiplantae; Streptophyta; Magnoliopsida; Lamiales; Acanthaceae
Exons: 4
Coding region: 57-776 (239 amino acids)
Source: RefSeq, a predicted model, not a curated record